AUGGAUGGAGACAUGCAUGGAUGGGGGGAGUGUAUGGAUGGUUUGGGGAUGGAUGGAGGGAUGGAUGGGGGGGGAGUGGCAUGGAGACUUAGUUGGAUGGAUGGAGACACAGAAGGACGGGGGGGGGAGUGGAUGGAGACAUGGAUGGGGGAGAGUGGAUGGAGGGAGACAUGGAUGGAUGGGGGGAGUUGAAUGGAUGGAGACAUGGAUGGAUGGGGGAGUGUAUGGAUGGUUUGGGGAUGGAUGGGGGGGGGAUGGAUGGAGACUUGGUUGGAUGGAUGGAGACACAGAUGGACGGGGGGGAGUGGAUGGAUGACAUGGAUGGGGGAGAGUGGAUGGAUGGAGGACACUGAAUGGAGGCCAGUGGAGGGAUUGGUAGAGAGAGGUGGAGGACACUGAAUGGAGGCCAG
Molecule: messenger RNA, 410 nt
Organism: Staurois parvus
Lineage: Eukaryota; Metazoa; Chordata; Amphibia; Anura; Ranidae
Source: the annotation of a GenBank genome assembly